UCUAAAGAGACAAGAAAGUGACGUCAAAAUAGUGUGUGUGCCAAAUUUUGACCCUAAAUGAUAACUACACAAUCGUUGAUUUCGUUAACUUAUGUUACAUAUAAUAAAUGUGAUUUGCAUUUAAUACACAGAGCCUGAGAGGUAACAUAAAAUGUCAAACUUCCAGAAAACUGUAUCCGCUGUAGAAGACCUAAUUAGAAAGCGAGAAUUACAGCAAAAAGAGAGAUUUCGUCAGAAACAAAACCAACCAAAAGAAGUUAAUGAGAAUUUAGAACAGAAAGAUACAAGACAAGUUGACAGGAGCAGAAGGAAAAAGCCUACCCAUUUUAUUUCACUACAAAUAACUAAUCCAGAGAUUAUAACAAAGAUUGCUGAAGUUCAAAGAGAAAUGAAAAAGAGACAUGAAAUUUUGGAACUGGCUCAUGUCCGACUUUCCUGUGCUCACAUAACACUAAGAGUUGCAUGUUUGGAAACAGAAGACGAUUUAACCAGAAUGAAGAAAACCUUGGAUGACUGUGUUGAACAGUUUAAGAAAGAAAACAUGGAUAUUUUCAAUUUAACUUUUAGAGGCAUUGGUAACUUCAAUAACAGAGUAGUAUUUGCAAAACUUCAACGGGAUAAAAAUUAUUUUCGUUUACAAAGAUUAGGUGAGAUGUUUGAAGAUUGCUGUAAAGCUAAUGGCGCUUCAUUUAAAAAGGAAGGACGGUUUAAUCCCCAUCUAACCAUUGCCAAGAUAACUCAACUGGAAGACUGGCUUGAACUUAUUGAAGACGAAGACGAGGACGAGGACGAGGACGAGGAAGAAUCUAUUAGCUCUGAAUUGUGUCGAGGCUCAAGUACAUUGGAAAUAUCCCCAAAAUCAAAUACAGCUGAUAUACAACAAGUAUCAAUUACAUCUGAAACAUUCCGUGAGCAGAGUAAAUCUAACAGUGUUCAAGGAUUUGAUGCAUCAUUACAAGCAUCCUGUUCGUAUGGUCAACAUCCAGUUCCAAAUUCAUCUGAUAUGUACAGCGAGUCUAGAAAAUCGGAAAGUCAAAUGUUGAUUAAUGCUGUUAAACAGGACAUGCGUCGAGGAGAAAGUGAAUCCGGAAUGAGUCGAGAAUCCAAUUCACAUGCACAGUCUCCAGACAUACAUCAUAACAAUGAUGAUUCUAAAGAGGGUACUUCCUCGUGUUUCAUUUAUGAAAUGGUUCCAGAUUUUAGCCCCGGAAAUUUGAAUCGACGUAAUGAUCUUAAUAUACAGAGGCUUGUCACUGGACUACAGUGUUUAUCCUGUGGUCGGAGAUUUGCGACCAGUGACAAAUUAAAGGCUCAUUUUGCAAAUUGUCAGCAACCAAAAAAAGCAAAACAAAAUGAAUGGUGGCCAAAGAUAAAUACGUUUUUAGAACCAUCAUCUGUGAAUGAGCUCUGUUUGGGAUCAGCAGCAUAUUUAUUGCACUACAUAUGGGUUGUUUGGAGAUAUAAACAACAAUAUCAGCAAGAUGAAAUUGAUAUCAGAGAAUUAGACCCCAGUACAUACAGCAAUUACAGGAACCAGCUGUUUGGGAGACAGCAGGUAACCUGUUUACAGUUAUGUUCUAUGGAGUCAGACAAUUCUGGAUAUUACCGUAUAGAGCAUGUUACCAAACUGUGAAGUUAUUAUUGACCGUUACUUGGACUUUUAAAUUUGUUAUGUUGCUUUAUAUAAUUGUGUUAGUUUCAUUUUGUUGUUUAUUUAGUUACAUGCAUUUAAUCGUUUGUAUAUAUGUUUGAAACAAAUAUUCUGUACCGUUUAUUCCGUUUUCAACUAUUGUUAAUGAUAGACCAUCAUCUCAAUUUAACCUACACAGAUGUUCUUCAGUAAGAUUAUAAAUUUGAUAUUUUGAUAUUGUUACAAUAAUCUAAAACAAAGAGUCAUACAAAUGCCAUAUAUAA
Messenger RNA from Mytilus trossulus (common blue mussel), 1914 nucleotides. RefSeq lists its product as uncharacterized. The transcript is spliced from 10 exons. The record is from RefSeq and is a predicted model, not a curated record. The coding region runs from base 152 to 1633 and encodes 493 amino acids. Gene Ontology annotation, molecular function: protein kinase A regulatory subunit binding. NCBI's taxonomy places the organism in Eukaryota, Metazoa, Mollusca, Bivalvia, Mytilida, Mytilidae. Gene Ontology annotation, cellular component: cytosol.